GGUCGAGAACAAUGCGCUACGAGGGCCCUGGCAGUCCGGAGGAGGUCCGUUAUCUACUGUCCGUGAAUGGAGGAGGAGGCCAGGGGCCGUGUGGUGGGCGUAUGCGCCACGAAACCGCAGCAACCCGCUCGAACUCGCCGCGGAUAGGCGGGCCGAGUGGCCGGCGGCGUUAUCUGGCUGGUGUUUGUCAUCUGUGAGCUCAUGCAGGCCUCGCGCGCGCGUCCCUCACCGCGACCUAUUUAUCGGCUUAUCGACCGUCGCACAACUCUUUCCCUUUGUUCUUCCCCGCCACCACAACACCAUGUCCCGCACGGAGAGCGUCGCGGGUGACCCUGUCCUGGGCUCCGAUGUCGCCGUACUCGUCUCGCCCUCGCGGUCGCGCGCCGCGUCGCGCAUGCCGAGCUUCCUCUCCGAGCCCAGUACGCCCUCAGAGAGCGAUCCCCUGCUUGGCGGGCAGCCCCAGAAGAAGCCCUUCUACCGCCCCCGCCCGCUCUGGCUCGUCCCUUUCGCCCUGACCGCUGCGAUCUCGCGCGGCAUGACUCUCGCGCCUCGCGUGCAAGUCUUCACUCAGCUCUCCUGCAACACUAUUCUCCAUCAAGACUCUACCUCCCUAGACCAAUUCUAUCAAUCUGCAUACACACCCGCGCAGAACCACACUCCCUCAUACUCCCCUCUCAUCUCGCACGAUGUAGAUUCUCCUCCAUAUGCCAUCUUUGUCGAGUCGGACGACGUCGAUGUCUCAUCAGCUGUCCCUCGGUCGUUCUGCACAUCCGAUCCUCGUGUGCAGCGAGGCGCUGCUCGUAUGCAAACCAUCAUGAUGACUACCAUGGGCUUCCUUUCCGCACUCACCACUGGCUGGUGGGGGCACUUUGGUGAGCGACAUGGUCGAACGAAGGUUUUGGCGCUCUCGUUGUUCGGCAUGCUGUUGACAGAUAUCGUCUUCAUCCUUGUCGGCACCUCCGUCUUUAAAGCCACCGUACGCGACGACUCCAUCUUCUCCUUCCUCACCUCUCACACCGUCUCGCGCGCCCUCCUCCUUCUCGUCCCCGCACUGGAGGGUGCCCUCGGUGGCUACGCGACCAUCCAGUCACAAUCCUCCGCCUACAUCUCCGACUGCACCUCCCCCGGUUCGCGCUCGCACAUCUUCUCCCGCUUCACCGGUGUCUUCUUCCUCGGCGUCUGCUUCGGGCCGAGCAUCGGCGGCGCGAUCAUUCGCGCGACAGGCGAUGUGACGAAGGUAUUCUGGGUCACCGCGAGCGCGUCGCUGCUUAACGUGCUCCUCGUUGGCUGCGUGUUCCCGGAGAGCCUGGGGGAGGAGAAGCGCGAGAAGGCGCGCGCGGCGUACUUUGCGCCACAUGCUAGCGCGGGCCCGCUGCAUGGUAUCACGAGCGCGCUCGCGGUCUUUUUGCCCGUGAAGGUGGUGGAUGUAACGUCCGGGAGCCUGCGUCCACGCCGGGACUGGAGCUUGACGGUGCUCGCGGGCGCGCUGUUCCUCUUCCUCCUCUCGACCGGCAUCUAUCAGCUCAAGUACCUGUACGCGGAGCACGUCUACGGCUGGGGCGCCGAGCAGCUGUCGUACUAUAUCUCGAUGCUCGGUGGGACGAGGGCAAUCGUGCUCUUGCUCAUUAUGCCCAUGGCCAUCUCGCUGUUCAAGCCUAAGCCCGCUGCCGCAGCGGCGAUUGCGGGCAAGAAAGCGAAGCCGACGCCCGCAAGCCUCGCGACGGAGAUAAAGUUCGACCUGAACCUCGCCCGGGUGUCGGUUAGCCUGGAUAUCAUCUCCAACGUGCUCGUCUGCCUCCUUCCGAUGCCGAACUACGACACGCACGAGUCGGUGCCGGAGUUGCUGAGCGCGUCUUCCGCGGCCUCGGGUACGACCGGCCGCCAGGCGGAGAUCCUGUUCGCUCUUGCCUCUGCGAUCACUAGCUUCGGCGGCUGCGCGGUCCCUGCGGUGCAAAGCCUCGCCCUCUGCAUUCUGCAAGCGCGCGCGCUGCUUGCCGAGUCCGCGGGUACUGCUGCCUCUGCGUCCGCUGCCGGCACCUCAUCUUCAUCCGAUGAUGCCAACCCCGGUACCACACCCACCGCUGCUCCCUCCGGUGAGGAUGGGAACGUGGGCCGCGUCUUCGGCGCGCUUGCCGUCCUUCAGGCUGCCGGCCAGAUGAUCCUCGGCCCCCUCCUCUUCGGUAUGGUGUACUCAGAGACUGUCGCCUCCUACCCGCAAGCCAUCUUCGUCGUUGCCACCGGCGCGCUGGGCGGCGCCCUCGCCCUCCUGCUUCUCGUCCGCAGCCCGCUGCGCGGGGUCGGGCAGGCGGCGAAGGCCGGUGUCCAGACCGGCGGUGCUGGUGGGGCGAACGGAAAGGGCAAGGGGAAGGUGUCGCCGAAGGGGAAGGCGAAGGGGAAGGGCAGGGAUGAGGAGGUGAGACGGGGGCGUUCGCGCGCGAGCAAGGAUCUGAAUGGAGGCGCGCUCCCGGCGGCGACGUACGGGUCGGUGCCGACGUUGCGGGUGAUUCAGGAGGGGCAGGCGGGUCCGUCGGGGGCUGCGCGGUCGGCGUGAGCGCUAGGUAGACGAUGGUGGUUGACUUGCGCGAGAUGAAGACGCUCGAUCUAGGUAAAUAUAUGGAAUAUGGAUCGGGGACGGAAAGGGUAGGAUGGACGUUGUGGUAUGUUAUUCUUCGGUUUGGUACGGCAGUGCGUCUAUUUGGACGUGUCUUGUACCUCCCUUGGGCACAACAGUGUCCAUCUGUACUAUAGCUACGCGUUGUAGGCGCGAACAUCACCCUUGUAUUUAUUCUAUCUUCGCUCUAAUUCGUAGAGAAACAUGCAUCUUCUAUCUUACCUUCCAAUGGAAUACACAACGAUAUCAGGUUUUUGCACUGGGG
This is a messenger RNA of Schizophyllum commune H4-8, 2876 nucleotides long. RefSeq lists its product as uncharacterized. Gene Ontology annotation, molecular function: transmembrane transporter activity. NCBI's taxonomy places the organism in Eukaryota, Fungi, Basidiomycota, Agaricomycetes, Agaricales, Schizophyllaceae. Gene Ontology annotation, biological process: transmembrane transport. The coding region runs from base 302 to 2551 and encodes 749 amino acids. The transcript is spliced from 5 exons. Gene Ontology annotation, cellular component: membrane. The record is from RefSeq and is a predicted model, not a curated record.